Molecule: messenger RNA, 989 nt
Organism: Pseudophryne corroboree (corroboree frog)
Lineage: Eukaryota; Metazoa; Chordata; Amphibia; Anura; Myobatrachidae
Gene: IFT43
Product: intraflagellar transport 43
Exons: 9
Coding region: 168-752 (194 amino acids)
Biological process (GO): intraciliary retrograde transport
Cellular component (GO): intraciliary transport particle A; cilium
Source: RefSeq, a predicted model, not a curated record
GAGGAGAACACGCACUAGGUGGCGCUGGCUCCUGUGCAUACACGUGACACUGCACCCACUGCGUCACUCUCUUCCGGAAGUCCCGAUCUGAUCGCAGCGGUUUCCGGUGACAGUGGCCCUGUUGCUAUGGAUACAGCAUAGCAUAAUCAUUUUCUUGGACCAUAGAUAUGGAGGAUGUUCUGGAGCUGGGAGAGAGCCGGAGGUCCACGGGAGUGAAGAUGGGGCGUCGUGCCCGGGCUUCCCGAGACACCCAGCAAGAAGAGAGUGAUGCGUCCCGCAACACGUCUGCAAGAGAGGGUCCACCCAAGCCUCUGCGACAAGGCGGAUGGGCUGAUGACUCUUCGGGGACCUCAAGGUCUGGAAAACGUGGCAGUCAGGAUAUGGAAGACAGCCGUUUGAGACAGCAGAGUCUGGAGGAGUCAGACGAGGGUGAAGACAUCCCCGUGAUUCCAGACCUGGAUGAGGUGCAGGAGGAAGACUUAGCGUUACAGGUCGCUGCCCCGCCCAGUGUCCAGGUGAACAGAGUAAUGACCUACAAGGACCUCGACAAAGACCUAAUGAGACACGCGGCCUUCCAGACCCUGGAUGGCGAUGUUGAUCUCAAGCUUCUAACCAAAGUUCUGUCCCCAGAACCAGAGGUGCGAGAGGAGGACACGCGCUGGGAUUGGGACCUGCUGUACACAGAGGUCUCCUCAGAGCUGCUGACAGAAUGGAAUGUGGAGAAGAUGGAGGACGACAGUCUGGUCAGCUGACCUUCGAGGCCGCCAUCUUUCCGUGGACAUUUCCAGACAUCCUCUGUGUGUGCAUCAGAGGUGAAUCUGCUGGACCACCAAGGAGCAUCGUGUUCACCGUACAGAUCCAUCCGAAUAACUUGUAAUACUGUAAUGUGUUGUACAGUAGUUCUGGCACGGCCGUGGUCAUGUAUGUCGGCUGGUCCGGCUGUAUGUCUGCUCACACUCACUAUGAAUAAAUGGUAACUGGUUGAAUAA